Messenger RNA from Drosophila melanogaster (fruit fly), 643 nucleotides. RefSeq names its product chemosensory protein A 87a (gene CheA87a). Bases 22 to 573 code for a protein of 183 amino acids. The record is from RefSeq and is marked reviewed. Lineage: Eukaryota; Metazoa; Arthropoda; Insecta; Diptera; Drosophilidae. The transcript is spliced from 2 exons.
AUCAGUCGUCAAAGUAUCGUAAUGGGCUCCUCUUUAUGUCCCGUCUCUUAUCUGGCGGUCUUGGCAAUUAUCGUCCUAACCAGUAAUAUUACAGUCCAGGCUAAAAGGACAUUCAGGAUCCAGAAAUUAGAAAAGGUGACUGAGGAUACCUCAUAUCUGCGCAGUCGUCUGCGUAUCGCUGAGUCCGAGGAAAAUGAGUUGAAAGUCAGCGGAUAUCUCGAUCUGAAUCAACGACUCGACAAUGAUUGGACGGUUGUGCUUAAGGUUUCAAGAUCCCCGGAUAGCGAUGGAGACUACGAGAAGGUUUUGACAUUCGAAAUGCAGCUUUGCGACUUUAUGAAGAGCUACUACAAGGAUAUCUUUUACGAACGGAUCAAGGAAUACUCGAAUGCCCCGCAUCCCAGCAGCUGUCCUCUGCCCAAGGAACGCUAUGUACUAGAGGACUAUCCCUUCAAUGUCAAGUUGCUCAAAAAGCUGAUGAGUCCGGGCUUCUAUCGCAUAAAGUAUACCCUCAAGAAUGAAGAGACUAAAAUAUUAUCGUACGUUCUGGAUUUGGAGUUGGAGGAGAACUAAUCAAUCUCGAAAUUUGCUAGCUCAAAUGCUCCGUUUAUUGCCUGAAAAAUAAAUCUAUUCGUAGGAUUGC